This is a messenger RNA of Clonostachys rhizophaga, 837 nucleotides long. Lineage: Eukaryota; Fungi; Ascomycota; Sordariomycetes; Hypocreales; Bionectriaceae. The record is from the annotation of a GenBank genome assembly.
AUGCCCUCGCCACGCCGAAUUAGGCUCGUCGGCCUGGCCGCCCUGGUCCUGAUUGUCUUCUUCUUAUACUACACCUCCAAGGUUGAGGGCUCGGCACGCGACCGCAGAGGCGCCGUAAGCUUUUACGACAAGACCGUCAAUGCCAUGGAAAACAAGGAGAAGGACACGUCGGGAGGGAAGACGGUGAUCGACACGAAGACGGGGACCAAGGCCGGGCACAUUCCCGCGGACAGGGAUGGCGAUGGCGACGUCGACGCGGACGACCGAGAAUCGUCGCUCAAGAUGCAGGAGCGCCUCAAGGCGGCAGAGCAGAAGGCUAAGGAGAAGGCAAACAACAAAGCCCCUCUUCGUCCGGACUCUCCCAAGGAUGUUGUUGGCGUUGGAAGCUCGGCCGAAGGGCAGGACAAGAAGGCUCUGAGUGACGACGACGAGGAGCUGGGGUCGAAGAAGAAGAAGACUACUUCUAAGCCAACAAAGGAAGAAGAUGCCGAGGCUGAACUUAACUCAAUCCUCAAGAAGGGACCGGUCAUCAUUUUCUCCAAGACUUAUUGCCCCUUCUCUAAACGCGCCAAGGGUCUCCUGCUCGAGAAAUAUUCCAUCACCCCUACUCCCUACGUAGUCGAGUUGGACGAACACCCUCUUGGGCCAGACCUGCAGGAUGCCCUUGAGACAUUGACAGGGCGUAGGACGGUUCCCAACAUUAUGAUUAACGGGAAGAGCAUUGGAGGUGCCGACGACAUUGUUGCCCUGGACAGUAAGGACCAGCUCAUCAGCAAGAUUGUCACCCUCGGUAGCAACCGUGUCACAAUGACGGAGCGAUUCACUGCCGGAGAAUAG